Phyllopteryx taeniolatus (common seadragon) is the source of this 5392-nucleotide messenger RNA. RefSeq names its product family with sequence similarity 222 member Aa (gene fam222aa). The transcript is spliced from 6 exons. The record is from RefSeq and is a predicted model, not a curated record. Lineage: Eukaryota; Metazoa; Chordata; Actinopteri; Syngnathiformes; Syngnathidae. The coding region runs from base 1216 to 2859 and encodes 547 amino acids.
CAGGGCGGGAUCGCAGCAUCCCGGAGCUGCCAAAUCCAAUUUAUUUAUUAUUAUUUUUAUUUUUUAAAUUUAAAUUGGCUUUCCCCCCCAUCCCCCUCCCCCUCCCCCUCCCACCCCUCCUACUUGAUGGGUUUCACGCAGCAAAGAGAAGCAGCACGGGGUGAGGUCAGUGCCCGAGAGCGGCUGGACGCGGAGGCAAAAAACAUCUUCGAGGGGAGAAAGUGACGGAGCGAGCGGAGACGGAUCACCGGGAUUUCCUUUUCCUUUUCCUUUUCCCACCAGCGCUCGAAGAGUCUCCUUUUAUUCGAAUCUUUUUUGCAGUCUCGAUUGUGAGUUGCGUCAUUGCGCCGUUCGCACGGGAUUGCUCACAUUUGACUAAAUCAUUUUUAGACCACUUGAAACCGACGCGUAACGAGCUGGGAUCUUUCUCUCUCUCUCUUGGAAUUGCCGGAAUACUGCUCAUCGCGUCACAUCCGCGAACUGCCUCGUCGUGUGGAGAUAGCGGCGAGAGAAAUGUAAACGCGACCCAGGGACGCGCACUUUGCGCUGCGCAAUUGUUCCGCCGAGGACCUGUUUGUGCACCCUUUGCCCUCCGUUGGGAAAAAAAAAAAACACAACACAAAAUUGGCAGACGAUCCGAGAAAUGUUCAAAAAGCUUGUCAAGAGUGGGAUUGAAAUCGCAACGGGUCGUGGAGGAGGAAGAGGAGGAUAAACUUCAUCUCCGUUUGACAUCGACGCUGCUGGAUUUGAGCAACAAAAAAAAGGAAGGAAGGAAGCAUUUCUAAUUGGGAGCGCACAGCUUGCUCGCUCAAUGUUUUCCGUCUGCAUGGAGCUCUAGUCUGCACGGCGCAACAAUUGAUGGAACAGUUUGGAUGCCCCAGCGCAGAAAGCGAGGUCCUUUCAAUUAAGGCAUGGUGUGGGAAAACUUGACCAAUUUCAACCCCGUCAAACACCUUUGGGAUGAACUGGAUUGCAAAUGAGACCUGACAAAAGACACAAACAGAAAGGGUUUCAUAGGCAGGAGAUAUGCUCGACUAGCUGUGUGGAGUAACACUGUGCACUGAUCCGGGGUCAGCCCAGCGGCCCCCAGCGCAGGUGCGUGUUUAUCAGUCAACACGUGCAGCUCAGAAGCCUCCAAACGUAGGCAAGCCUUCCCAAACGCAUACUGGGUUGGCCGCAGAACUCCCCCGGCUGUCGUACUGUGCCCACCUCGCCAUGCUGGCCUGUCUACAGAGGAGGCAGAACCCUCCACCCCAGCACCCGGUGUGUGCCAGCAAGAGCCUGGAGCCACCGCAAGCCCUGGGACGCAAAUGCAGCCAUACGAGCCAUUCCCAGCUGAUUAAUAGAGAAGAGAGACAUCUGAAAAACAACAGCUUGCGGGUCUCUUCAACAGUCGGACAAUAUGCACGGCUUGAAAACGCAUGUGACCUGGUGGUGCCUACACAUUCGCCUCGCUACCCCACCGCGGCAGAACUCGAUGCCUACGCUCAGAAGACGGCCAACAGCCCUCUGUCCAUCAAGAUCUUCCCGACCAACAUCAGGGUUCCCCAGCACAAGCACCUUAACCGGACUGUAAAUGGAUAUGACACCACCGGCCAACGCUACAGCCCCUAUCCACACUUCCACACUGGGGGCUACCAUGGCCUGCUUGCCAUUGUCAAGUCCUCUUCCUCCCCGUCAUCAUCGUCCACCGCCACCUUUGUCUCAGCAAAAGGUGUUCUCAAGAACUCCGAAGGCAGACGGACUAAGCUCUCUCCGGCCCACAUUGCGGUUGCCCCAUACCCACCUAGUAGUAGCACUUUAGUCACUGGCCUGAGCCAGAUGGGAUAUCAAACGGGGCCCGCAAAGCCUCCAGAAGGCCCUGGGUUGUCAGUACCCCCCAAUGUCACUGUAGCUGGCUCAGUGAUUCCUGUAACAGGGGGGCGUGGCCUGCCUCUCCCCGCACAGUCCAACCUCCCCUCCAUCCAGAGCAUCAUUUACCAGAUCAACCAGCAUUGCCAAGCCCAGGCUCUGCAGCAGGUGUGUCAAGGGGCGCCACCUUCCAAUUCCAGUCCCUCCAAGCAGGGCACCACUGUCAUGGGGGUCUCCUCUAGCUCCUCGGGCGGCGGUUACCUGGUGGGACUUGGUCCGCAGGCCAACAUGGUGUACGCGGGCCAAGGGCUGCCGGCUCAAAACACCGAGGCGGUGAAGAACGGGGUUUACGCAGACGGUAUGGAUUACAUCCUCUGGCAGAAGCAGCAGCAGCAGCAGCAACAACAGCAGCAGCAACAACAGGCAGUGCUACGAAUGUACAGCGGGGGCAGCGGAGGGGGAGGGGCCAUCAGCAAGUCCCCUGAAAGCUGCAUUCCGGUCGGCGGAAUCUUGGCGGGGCAAGUCUCCUCCUCCUCGUCCAGACCUUACCACCUGACGGCGAGCGGGCUGGACAAAGUCAGCUCCUCCCCGUUGAACUGCAUGGCCAUGCAUGGGAAUUUCUCAGUGGGUCAGUACUUUGCCCCACCGUGGAACAGUGUCCUGGUGACACCUGACAGUGACUGCUACAACCCUCAGGAGCUUCUGGUCUCCUCCACGGGUGGGCCAGCCACAGGCCACAGAGAAGUGGGCUACCCGCACCAUCCCUAUCACCACCACCACCACCCUGCCGUCGACAGCGGAGGCCGUCUGUGUUGCAGCCUGCCCAGCAAGAGCUUGUGCAACACGUCAGUGCUGAGCAGCAGCUUGCAGUCUCUGGAAUACCUGAUCAACGACAUCCACCCGCCGUGCAUAAAGGAGCAGAUGCUUGGCAAAGGCUACGAGACUGUGUCGGUGCCACGUCUGUUGGACCACCAGCACGCACACAUCCGCCUCCCCGUUUACAGAUAGAGGCGCGACCGUAUCACAAGAAUCAAGUUGUGAAUUUGUAAAGAAAAUCUGCGAAAGUGAAAGGACAGAUUCCAUUUUUGUGGGGGUGACGAUUGGCUUUAACAGGUGCUGCUCGCGCGAGCUUAGCGAGAAGAGCUGUCGUCGAUCGACGGUGGUUGGUUUCAAGAAUUCCAAAUAAGAAAAGGCAGUAGUAAUUUCCAGAUUCUCCCGAUGAUCCAUUGUGCGCUUUGCCAAUAGGAAUUUUGCAUUGAUUUAUUUGUACUUCCUGUUUCCUUUUGUGUUGCUUAUGUUUUACUUGCCUGAACGUUUCACUUUUCGCUCUCUUUUUUGGUUUUCUUUUCUUUCUGAAGUGCUUCCGCCACUUCAUGUACCCCCCCCCCGCUUCAAAUACGAAGACUGAAGCGACUGUGUAGGUUGUCACUGAAAUCAACGGUCUUCACGGGACCAAAGUUUAGGGCUGCUCACCACAUCCAAAACCACAUGCAGAUGGAUGAAGACAGACUCAGUGAAAUCAGAGCCAGGACGCUAGUGUUCUGCGCAAGAAUCAUCACAUCUGAUUAGGAAAGGAUAGUACAUUAUUAUUGAUGAUUGCUGUUAUAAUUAUAAUUGAUACAUAAAUUGCACUGCUUGAAUCUUGUUAACUUUGAAGUUUGGAAUUGGGUAGUUUGGAUAUGAUAUAUUUAAGAAACUUGAAAAACUUGAACCUAUUUUGUGUUGUUUUCUAUAUUUGUAGGUAUAUUAUAUGCAUUGGCUGCUAUGGGGGCAAAGUGUCUCUGAUGCUUUGUUUAUUUCAACUUGGUUUUCGAUGAUUUCAAUCUUUUCCUUUUCAAGCAAAAUGUGCAGUUUUUUUUUUUUAUGUUCUGAUCGGAGGCGUCGUCACUGCUUUGGUUCUGUAAGAACCUGCUUGGUGAGCGCUCCUUUUCCUCACCAACACUGGAAACCGCCGGGUGGGUGAAAUGUAACUCGAAAAGUGAUGUCAUCCCUAUUCUUCUUCAAAUGAUACUUGUUCUUUAUUACAUGGGAAAAUGAAAGUAAAUCUUCAUAUUUGAACACCGGUGGCGUCCGCCGCAUCGACCAAGUAACUGGCCAUCUGAAAAAUUGGCCAGAAAUAAGACAAUGGGAAAAUCAAAAAUCAAAACAACAUGUUAUCCGUUUUAAAAUGAUUUCCGAGAAUUGUCAAAGCAAUUGACUUUUCACCCACCCUGCACAAUUACGAAGGAGUAUCAGGCCCACACAGAAAAGAAAAUCCUUGCUUUUAGGACAAGAAAGUCGUAACGUUGUGAGAGUUAAGUUAUAAUAUUAUGACAAUAAUCACCAAAGUUAACAAAUAUUGACUGCUAUGGCCUGACUAAUAUAUGGCAGAUUUUCACAGUUACUGAUUGAAAUGUAUAUUUCAUUUGAAUAUUUGUAGAAGGUACCUUUGUAAUAAGAGUCUCUUGCGUUCCGCUUAUCCUCACACGGGUCGCGGGCGCCGCUGGGGCCUAUCCCGGCAAUCUUCGGGCGUACACCCGGAACUGGUCGCCCAAUGGCCAAUGGCAGGGCACAUCUUUGUAAUAUUGUGACUUUGUCUUUCUGUGUCUUCCUAAUACUCCUUCCUAACAAUAAAUCUUUCCUAACAAACAGAAAAUGAAAUGUUACAGUGAAGAAUGUGAAUUGCGAGGUUAUCGACCUGACGAUAAAUGUAUGUGUGUGUUUGCGUAUGCAUUGGAGCUCUUCGGAAGCCUCCGACUUUUUAUUUUCCCAUGCGUCAUUUGAAGAUUUCGACGACAGUCCCCAUAAAAUCCUAUCCGAGUAAUGUGCAGGAAUUCUUGAGCAGAUUUCGCUUCCUUUUUAACGGGAGGACGUAGUUGGCUCCUUUUCAAGUGUUGUUGUGAAAUCUGCCUUCUCUGUCAGGUGUCAUCUUACCGAUAGAGGAAGCUUGGAUACGAGGGAGUCCUAUUUUGAGAGAGAUGAUAUGGGGCAAAAAAACCAAAAACAAUCAUUUGCUCUCCUCUGGCAUCAGAUGAGAAAUGAGAGAAGGGUCAUGACUUUUUCCUUGUUCAUUUUAGCCCCCGGUCGGGAUGCAUUUAGCUCAGGCCCGUCUUAACUAGAUGAUUCAGAGCGGUGAAAUAUUUAUUAUGACUGUGAGAUUCCCUUGAAUGUACUGCACUUAAAUUACUGCGAUGUGUUAUUGCCUUGUGGGAUUCAAGUGAAAGAGAAAACAAUUGGAUCAGUGCGGCAGACCUAUGGUCUUGAUUAGCAUUUCUUUUGUCAGUGGAAUUUCAAUGCUAAAUUCAAUUUAUUAAAUAAAGUGAGAGCCGGAGCUUUGUUGUGGGAAAAUACUGGCAUCAGUCUAGAUUUAUGAAGUGCAAUUAUUAUGACUGUAUGAACAUUUUUUUUUUCUCUGAGCUUACACCAAAAAAAAAAAAACACACAAAAAAAAAAUGUAAACUACAGUUGUCAAUACAUUCCCAAUGUACCACAUCCCUAAUCCCUAUCCUUUUUGUUUUGUUUUGUUUUGUUUUGAGGUGUAAAAUAAAUUUCUUUAAGAAUA